Hipposideros armiger (great roundleaf bat) is the source of this 1832-nucleotide messenger RNA. It is a transcript of the gene ATP6V1H, whose product is annotated as ATPase H+ transporting V1 subunit H. NCBI's taxonomy places the organism in Eukaryota, Metazoa, Chordata, Mammalia, Chiroptera, Hipposideridae. Gene Ontology annotation, biological process: proton transmembrane transport. The record is from RefSeq and is a predicted model, not a curated record. The transcript is spliced from 13 exons. Gene Ontology annotation, molecular function: proton-transporting ATPase activity, rotational mechanism. Bases 1 to 1455 code for a protein of 484 amino acids. Gene Ontology annotation, cellular component: lysosomal membrane; vacuolar proton-transporting V-type ATPase, V1 domain.
AUGUGGAGGAACCUUGAAGAGCGAAGAGCCAUUGAAGAAGGGACCCCUGGAAGCAGGAAAACAAGAUAUGGCUAUUCUACUGUUAUUGAACAAAACAACUUAUUCUUACUUUCCAGGGGGCAGAUGAUUUCUGCUGAAGAUUGUGAAUUCAUUCAAAGGUUUGAAAUGAAAAGAAGCCCUGAGGAGAAGCAGGAGAUGCUUCAAACUGAAGGCAGCCAGUGUGCUAAAACAUUUAUAAAUUUGAUGACUCAUAUCUCCAAGGAACAGACAGUUCAGUACAUACUAACUAUGGUUGAUGAUAUGUUGCAGGAAAAUCACCAGCGUGUUAGCAUUUUCUUUGACUAUGCUAAACGUAGCAAGAACACUGCGUGGUCCUACUUUCUGCCAAUGUUGAAUCGCCAGGAUCUCUUUACUGUUCAUAUGGCAGCAAGAAUUAUUGCCAAAUUAGCAGCUUGGGGAAAAGAACUGAUGGAAGGCAGUGACUUAAAUUACUAUUUUAAUUGGAUAAAAACUCAGUUGAGUUCACAGAAACUGCGUGGUAGCGGUGUCGCUGUUGAAACAGGAACAGUCUCUUCAAGUGAUAGCUCUCAGUAUGUUCAGUGUGUUGCCGGAUGUCUGCAGCUGAUGCUUCGGGUCAAUGAGUACCGCUUUGCCUGGGUAGAAGCAGAUGGCGUAAACUGCAUAAUGGGAGUUUUGAGUAACAAGUGUGGCUUUCAACUCCAGUAUCAAAUGAUUUUUUCAUUAUGGCUCCUGGCAUUCAGUCCUCAAAUGUGUGAACACCUGCGGCGCUAUAAUAUCAUUCCUGUUCUGUCUGAUAUCCUUCAAGAAUCCGUCAAAGAGAAAGUGACAAGAAUCAUCCUGGCAGCAUUCCGUAACUUUUUAGAAAAAUCAACUGAAAGAGAAACUCGCCAGGAAUAUGCUCUGGCUAUGAUUCAGUGCAAAGUUCUGAAACAGUUGGAGAACUUGGAACAACAAAAGUAUGAUGAUGAAGAUAUCAGCGAAGAUAUAAAAUUUCUUUUGGAAAAACUUGGUGAGAGUGUCCAGGAUCUUAGCUCAUUUGAUGAAUACAGUUCAGAACUUAAAUCUGGAAGAUUGGAAUGGAGUCCUGUGCACAAAUCUGAGAAAUUUUGGAGAGAAAAUGCUGUGAGGUUAAAUGAGAAGAAUUAUGAGCUCUUGAAAAUUUUGACAAAACUUCUGGAAGUGUCAGAUGAUCCACAGGUCUUAGCUGUUGCAGCUCAUGACGUUGGAGAAUAUGUGCGGCAUUAUCCACGAGGCAAACGGGUUAUUGAACAGCUUGGUGGGAAGCAACUGGUGAUGAACCACAUGCACCAUGAAGACCAGCAGGUUCGCUACAACGCUCUUCUGGCUGUUCAGAAGCUCAUGGUGCACAACUGGGAAUAUCUUGGGAAACAGCUCCAAUCUGAGCAACCUCAAACUGCUGCUGCUCGAAGCUGAACCUUACCAUUUAACCUGUGACGGAACACCUGGAGUGUGAAUCUCAGUGGUUACAUAAUUUUUCAUUUUACUUGUAAUUUUCUUCUGUUAUGUAGCUUUUCCCACUGCUAAUCUGAUAAAAGUGUUUGUCCAUUAAGUUGUAUAAAGCAGACGCUUUCUGUAUCUAAGGAAAAUAUUACUGUUACAUAUACUGCUUGUAAUUUCUGUAUUUAUUGUUCUCUGGAAGUGAAUAUGGUUAUUAAAGGAUUCUCACUCCAAAUAUAGUUUUCUCUUUACUAGUUCCUUGCUUAGACUUUAACAAAUAUCUCUAUUGUCUCAACAAAAUUGGGAGAAUUGUUGCAAAGUAAUGAAUGGCAAAUAAAUGUUUUGAAAUUCUA